AUUCCGAUCAGACGUUUACUGUUUUCAUUGAGCUUAUGAGUACCGUUCGUUCUAGACUAUUUCGAAGUGGAACAGUGCGAGUCAAACAAACUGAAUCAAGUGAAGUGUCUCCACUUGAAGCUGGUCAUCAGGCAUGCUGGCAUGCAACACCUUCCAAUUUAUGAAUCCGUUGUUGAGGUUAUACAAGCGUUCCUGUUGUCGUUUCCUCUUGCUGAGUUUGAUGUGUCUAGCUGCAGCAUAGCUGUUGACAUCAAAGCGAAGAAAAAAGUUCAUCAUGACUAUGACAGACAAGUGUUCUAUGUUCGCGUUUCCAGUAGUCAAGACUUGGAUUUACAAAAUCUGUUCAAAGAAAAGGCCCUGACACGAUUUACGGAGGUACUGCUGUACAUGCAAUGUGGUGAGGAGGAGGGUCACUUGUCAGUACAGCGGCCCUGUCAGGACCACAUGCGUGGCAGUGUGCAGGAGGUCUUCUGGUUGGAACAGACAGAUCUAGGGGACAUAACCCUCAAAUGUCAGCAUUCAACAGAGGCUCCAAAUACAGACUUCAACGAGACUCCGCCCCCUUUUGUGAUACAUUUCAGGAUUGUUCAGAGUGAAAGCCACAUCGUGUCAGAGGGACAGCUUAUACACAAAUUCUUACACAAGCUGAAAUUCCUGCAUGGAAAGUUGGAGACGACAUUUUCCAUGAAAGUGUGUGGAGCUGUAUGUCAGACAGAUUUCAGUGUGAGGAAUUUCGUUCAAGUCAAGGGUGUGUCGUUUGUUGAUGACUUGAGAUUCUUCUUUGGGAAGGGUUGUCUGAAGACUAUGUGUUGUGGGACUGUGAAAGGGUUCAAGGGAAGAAGCAUGGCAGUUGGAGUGAACUCUGGGUGUCCUCUCUCCCCCUCCCCCCUCUCCGUGUCAACCAUGGCAUGUCUCUACCCAGUCACAGAGCGUUACCCACAGCAUACAGGCUCCGGGGGAAUCACAGGCCAUGUCCUCAUAAAUUUUUAUGGUCCACAACUGUCCCCUUUGCUGAUGAGCAGGGGACAUUUGACGAUGCUGGACAUACGCAAACUGACAGAUUGGAACACAAUGUCACUGUGGUUGACAGACACGGAACAGAAGAUGCAAAGUGACAUGACAGCUGCAGCCACUCUGACCAAUCAGCGUUAUCUACCACCCUGGGCCUCUGGGGCCACCUCGUUCCUUCUGUGCCUGGCUGUGAUUGUCUCCGAUCCUCGUGCAGAGGACCACACCAGCAGAAAUCGAGAGAUCAUCAAGCAUCUUCAAGGUGACCCAAACUUCCUUCCCCAGUUGUAUCCGGCCAUAGGGGAGAGCCUGCACUCGUCCUUACAACACAUCUUUGCUAACAGAGCUACUGAAUAUGAGAAGAUGCAUGGGAAGACGUACGUCCAGUCAAUCCAAAUGAUAGCAUCUGCCAUCUGUGAUGUCUUCAAUCACAGCACCAAUGUCAGCUUCAGAAAUGACAUGAGCCAUUUAUUACAGGUUGACACGAGGCAGACACUGGAAAAUGCUCUCAAGGCGCGACUACUGGAAAUAGCCCAUGUGUCUGAUGCUGAGAUCCUGGAGACCGAGACUGGUGAUGCAGACACAGACAUAGAUGAAUGGGGAGAGGCCACGCAUCCCAGGCGUGCCCACACUGCAGGUUCUACAGGGGACAACGAGGACACCGCACACUCCAUAGCAACCUCACAGGUUCUGUGGAAUGUGUUUUCAAGACAGCAAGUAAACCUUGCCACAAAUAUGCUGCAGGAACCAGAUGACUUUGAUGAAGACAUUCAUUCGAGGUCAUAUCGUUUACAUGGCAACAGUUUACGAACAGAGACCCAGCAAGAUUUGUCCUCAAGUGAAAGGGCAAGGCAGGGAUCACCUGGUGUGAUAAGUGUGGACUCAGAUUUGGAGAUGAGUUUGAAUAUUCAGGAUAUUGAUAAUUUUGAAGAUGACACUGGAUCAAGGUCUCUCCCAAGCAGAACUCUGGAUACCAAUCAGGUCUUGGUGCAAGAACCCCAUUUUUACCCAGUGAACCAAAGGGAGGAUGAUGAUCUGGUUGUUCCCCCGAUUUCCCCCGCCACGUUCUCAGACGCUGGUAGACCACACCAUCAGCAGCAAUCAGUAGAUGACUGGUUGAAUGAAGUAAUGCUGGAUGUUGCAGACUGGCUCUGACUAAAUCAGAUACACUGAAAUUGUAUGUUGUAAUGUAAGACUGUACAGUUUGGUUUGCUGGCAAAAUAUCUGUGGUUAAGUUAUACUUAUAUGUACUUAUAUCAAUGACAUUGAUAUAAUCGUAUAGUGAUGGUUUAUCAUUUUCAAGUUGAAAUAAAAUGUGAGUUAUU
This is a messenger RNA of Haliotis rufescens (red abalone), 2333 nucleotides long. RefSeq lists its product as uncharacterized. The record is from RefSeq and is a predicted model, not a curated record. Lineage: Eukaryota; Metazoa; Mollusca; Gastropoda; Lepetellida; Haliotidae. The transcript is spliced from 18 exons. Bases 142 to 2163 code for a protein of 673 amino acids.